ACGCGAGCGGUGCUAGUGUUGUUUACCGUCUUGUGUGUGUGUCUGUCUGUCUGUAUGUGCUGCUCGGGGCUUGGCUUGCCACAAAGGGGCAACGUGUCAACGUCGCGCGUUUCUGUCGCUCAUCAAAAGUGUAAACAAUGUCAUAAUCAGUGCCAAGCCCAACCCCAAAACGGCGCACAUUGAAUCUAUGGUUCGCAGUCAAAAAGUCAGCAAAUCUAAAGCAUCAUUUUCGCGCCCUAAAGCACCUCCCGUGCGUCAGAACGUCAGACCAGUUGCUUACAAACCCAACUACUACGCACAACAACAACAACAGCAGCAGUAUCGACAGCAGCAGCAACAACAACAGCAACGUCAACAGCAGCAACAACAACAGCAACGUCAACAGCAACAACAGCAGUAUCAAUUACAACAGCAACAAGAACAACAACAGCAGUAUCAAUUACAACAGCAAAAAGAACUGCAACAAAUUUUGCGAAAAGCCCAACUCGACUCGAACUUGAGCAACGAUUUGCAAGUUUUUCGCGAGGAAUUUUUGAUUUUGCGCCGACGUCAAGAGGAGCAACAGCGGCAGGAUCAAGAGCUAAAGCGUCUUCAGGUGGAACUGCAGGAAGAGCAACGACAACAAAAGCUUCUACUGCAGAAGCAACAGCAAACAAUUGAUAAAAAGAUCGCUCAGCUGCAGAAACAGCACGUACUUGACCUUAAGGCGCAGGCGCUGACUAUCGAAAAAUUGCAAGAGGAAAGUACAUUGUUGCAGCAAAAGUUGAAGAAGCAACUUGAAGAGGAAGAACUGCGGAAACAAGCAUUGCAAGAAAAGCAAAAGAGUCAGCAAGUCAAUAAAGAAACAAUAGCUGAUUCUGGCUUUUUGAUUAACGACAAGUUUCUAGAAGAGAGUUUAUUGUUGCAGGAGCAGAUAAAGGAGAAAAAACAGCAAAUCAAAGACGAAGAACUACUAAAGAAAUCAGUGCAAGAGCAGCGAGCCACUACAGCAACAAUCACUGACUUCUCUGCUUCUCUUAAGAGCAGCAAUCAAACUCUCACUCCCCCCAAAGAAUCCCCCAGCUCGACUGAGAUGAAUGGAAACGCAGCUGGAGCUGGCGGUGGAGCUGCCACCUCCCGCAAGACGCAUCUACGCCCCAUACUGGGUAACAGUGCACCACAGCGUCCGCCUGCGAUGAAGCAGCCAACGACAGACACAAUGCCAGCCGGCGGAGGCAACAAGCGACAACAGCAUCCACGGGUAGCAUACCCAGGAGCGCGUUCCACUAGCGGCGUCUCUGUCAACUAUAGACUGAAACAACAACAGACAGCGGCGAACGCUGCAGCGGCAUCAACAGGAUCAACGGCAUCGCCAGCAGCUGCACCUUUGACAAUAACACCUCCUGAUUCGCCAGAGAAUGCAUCCAGCAACAAGACAGCACAGAAGAUCCAUGUGCAGCAGCCUCUAAUGCCGCAAUGUCAGCCGAGCGUCAACUUCAAGUUUGAUCCAGCCUACGAUGCGAUCUCCUCAUUAAAUCAAUACUGCGUCGCCAUGGGAUAUGCACCGCCAGAGUAUGAGUACACCAGAGUGAUGAAAAGCAAUCUGCUGCAUUGCAAGGUGCGCAUCGGCGGUAGCAUCUAUUCAAGCUAUCCCAAGGAGCAUCCCGAUGAGGCAAAGGCCAAGCAAUGCACUUCCGAGAUGGCAAUUGAGAGACUGAAGGAGCUCGAGUCCCGCAAACACUUGUCAAUGCUGAGCGAUAGCGAGUUUCUGGACGGUCUAUUCAAAGAGUUGAUCAAGCAUCCACAUGGCAUUGUCAGCCACAAGCUGCCGGAGUGGUACGAGGCUACAGUGAAGCGUCAGGUGCCCAGUAACUGGUGGACAUUGCUGACUACUUCGCCAAAGAUUCGCAUUGAGACCAGUGUUAAUACCCACAUUGUUUUUGCAAACACCAUCAAUGCAGGAGCAGAGAUGGGACCUGGAGCAGCAAUUCCAGCGAACCAAGUGCAAAAAGUGCAGUUGAAAGCAAUGCCUGAGCUGUUGCUGCCCUGGACAGAUGGCCAGCAGGAUUGGAGCAUGUAUAUAACACACUGUGACAAUACGAUGCAUGUGUGGGCGCGUCUCAUAGAUCAGAGUGCCAAUUUUGAGAAGCUUACGGAGCAGUUGAAUGCCUAUAUGACGAUGCCACAAAAUCGACAGCCGGUGCAGAAGCAGCCCAUUGAGCAGCAGAUUUACCUGGUCGAAGUCAGCGAGAAUUGGAAUCGUGUCCGUGUCAUGGCCGUUGAUGUGGAGCAGCGACAGUGCAUCUGUCACUUUGUGGACUUUGGCGACGAGGUGAUCUUUGGCUUUGAUGUGCUCUAUAUGUGUACCUCUAUGUUUUUGGUACUGCCCCCUCAAGCUGUCUGUCUCAGUAUGUAUGCUCUGGAUAAAUUCGAGGAGCAUCCGCAUGCACUGCCUGUGCUGGCCAAGGAACUGGCCGGUCACAGUGUCGUGACCCGUAUCAUCACCAGCGAAUCGCAGUUCCACAGCUUGGGUGGUCGCACUCAGGGCGUAUUGCUGGAGCAUGAGGAAACGGAUGAGGAGGCCGGAUGCUUGCAAGCAAGCUUGCGAAGUGCCUGCAUCGUUGGCACCUUCUACGACACCUCGACGGCUGAGGAUAUUCAUCUCAACGAUUUGGUGGCCAAUCAGAUUAUACGCAAUACGCCAGCUCCAAUGCUGAAGCUUGAUCAAAAAUCGAACCAUGUGCUCGUCUCUCACGUGAACGACGUGGGCGAUCUCAUGGUGCAGAUUCCCAACGAGGAUCUCAAAUUUGUGCAGCGCAGCAUUGACAAAAUAAUGAGCGACAGCAGCGAACAACAUCGCGUCCGUUACUCGGAUCUGUUGCACGAUCAGCUUGUGUGCGUCUGCGAUGAGGCUGGCGAUGGUGGAAAGCAAUGGUAUCGCGGCAUGCUCACCACCAAACCCAAGAGUCCCGAGGAGGAGGUCUUCGAUGUGUAUUAUGUGGACGAUGGACGGCUGCGCAAGACGCACAUCUCCAAUAUCUAUCGCCUGGAGGCAAACAAUCUUGCUCUCGCCUCGUUUCCAGCUCAGGCAUUGCGCGUUCGCCUGCACGAUGUGCCGCCAAUUGAUAACCAGAUGGUGGCACGGCUUCGUGGACGACUUUCGCCAAAAACCCCAGUGCUGCUCAAGGUAAUGGAGGGCGCCAACGAUAAACUGCCAAUGGUAACGAUCCACGCUCGUGGUCAGGAUGGUUUGUACUUGUGCUUAAACAGUGCUAUUCGCAUGGAGUACGAGGUUCAGAGUACAACGCGGCUGGAACCGUUUGAUGACGGCGGCCUGCACUUUAGUCCAAGCGGUCAACUGAUCCGCCGCUGCAGCUUCAGCUCCACAUUGUCCAGCCACAGCAGCAGCAGCGAUCAGCCGACAGCUGUUGGCCUCGCCUCGCCUCCAGCCACGCCCCGCAAGGCGGCAGCCGCAGUGUUGCCUCUGCUCAAAGAAUACGAGGCCAUUCCGGCGGUUGGUGCCUAUUUUGAGGUGCGUGUCGCACUCUCUGUAAAUCCCGGUCACUUUGCGGUGCAACCUUACAAGUGCUACAAUCAGCUGCAGCGUCUGAUGAAAGAGUUGCAGGCGCAUUGCAAAAGCUCAUCAGCACAGACUGUGCUGCCCACCCAGCUGACCAUUGGACAGGCCUAUGCCGCAGCAGACAAGGAUGGCGUGUAUCAUCGCGUAAAUAUUCGCAAGAUUUACGAUGAAAUGAUACAGGUGCGUUAUGUAGAUGUGGGCGAUGAUGGCGUCGUGCGUUGCAACCAGCUGCUGCAACUAACGCCAGAGUUUCGGGAGUUGCCCAUGAUGUCGUUACCGGCCCAGCUUCAUGGAAUUCAGCUGACGGGCAUCGAUUGGACGCAGGAGAACUGUGUGCGUUUUCGAAAGCUGACGUUGGGGCAACAGUUCAUUGGCAUUGUGCGCCGCGUGGAUAAGUUGAAGGAUGAUCGGCGAGCACUCAGUCUGGAGCUAAUUGAUACCUCAACGCCACAGGACAUCAAAGUUCACGAGACACUCAUCACCGAGAAGCACGCGCUGCCAACGCCAUAAACUGGAAGAUUACGACGACUCAUUUGUUUUUUGUUUACGUUUAUUUGUUUAAAGUUAUGUGGACUACAGCUAUUAGAAACAUAUACCCAUAUUUAUGAGCCAACAUUCCGCUUAUAGUAUUUAAGAUAUAUUAUAUAUAUAUGAAUAAUGUUACUCUGUUGUAUUCAAGCAAAGCGCAACAAUAAAUUAUGAUUUUUGCUACCGAGA
This is a messenger RNA of Drosophila innubila, 4276 nucleotides long. It is a transcript of the gene tapas, whose product is annotated as tudor domain-containing protein 7. The record is from RefSeq and is a predicted model, not a curated record. The transcript has 9 exons. Lineage: Eukaryota; Metazoa; Arthropoda; Insecta; Diptera; Drosophilidae. The coding region runs from base 188 to 4069 and encodes 1293 amino acids.